Molecule: messenger RNA, 8182 nt
Organism: Onychostoma macrolepis
Lineage: Eukaryota; Metazoa; Chordata; Actinopteri; Cypriniformes; Cyprinidae
Gene: fnbp1a
Product: formin binding protein 1a
Biological process (GO): signal transduction; endocytosis
Molecular function (GO): protein binding
Source: RefSeq, a predicted model, not a curated record
UUGUGUGAGGUGGAUUUGGGGCUGCGUGCUGCUCUGCGCGUGGCCGUCUAGCUCUGUCUGAGGCGCGUGAAUGCACGAGUACAUAGGCAUUAUCUUCAUUUCGAGUUUCAUCGGCAAUUUACAGAAUGCGGAGGUGAAAACGAACGGUCUCGCCGAUCGAGGCACAAAUCCUUUACGGUAUAUGCUGGUAUUACACCAGUUAGUAUUAUUUUUCUUAUCUGAAAGCCGGUUCUGGCCGAGAAUCACGCAUGCAUUCAAACAGAGGAUUAUCGCGGAGGAACUGCCUUGAAACCAUGAGCUGCAGUUGGGGGACGGAGCUGUGGGAUCAGUUUGAUAAUUUAGAGAAACACACUCAGUGGGGCAUUGAGUUUUUGGAACGCUACACCAAGUUUGUGAAGGAACGGUCUGAAAUUGAACUGAGCUAUGCUAAACAGAUCAGGAAUCUGUCCAAGAAGUAUCAGCUCAAGAAGAAUUCUAAAGAUGAGGAGGAAUUCAAGUACACCACAUGUAGAGCAUUUCUAAUGACUUUAAAUGAGCUGAACGACUACGCGGGUCAACACGAGGUCAUCGCUGAAAACCUGUCCACUCAGAUAAUCACAGAGUUGAGCCGCUACACUCAAGAACUGAAGGCUGAACGGAAAUCGCAUUUCCAUGAUGGCCGCAGAGCGCAACAACACAUUGAGAAUUCCUGGAAGCAGCUGGAAUCGAGUAAGAGAAGAUUUGAGCGAGACUGUAAGGAAGCGGAUCGCGCUCAGCAUUACUUUGACAAGAUGGAUGCCGACAUUAACGUGACUAAAGCAGAUGUGGAAAAGGCGAAACAGCAAGCUCAGAUGAGGCAUCAGAUAGCAGAGGACAGUAAAAACGAGUACCUGACUUACCUGCAGAAGUUCAACAAGGACCAACAUGAGCACUACUACACGCUUAUACCACAUAUCUUUCAGAGGAUACAGGAGAUGGAGGAGAGGCGGGUGGGCAGGGUGAGGGAGAGCAUGCGGGUGUACACUGAGGUCGAGCGUAAAGUAUUGCCCAUCGUCAGCAAGUGUCUGGACGGCAUGACCAAGGCAGCUGAAUCCAUCGAGCCUAAAAUGGACAGUAAGCAAGUUGUAGAAUCAUACAAGUCGGGCUUUGAGCCGCCGGGUGAUGUGGAGUUUGAGGACUACAGCGUGUCGAUGAAGAGGGCGGUGUCAGAAUCUAGCUUCCUGAACGCUCGCGGAGAGAGCAGACGCCGGAGCAGGAGCAAACUGUGGCCUUUACUCAAGAGAAAUAAGCUUAUGUCUUUGUUAGCGUCGCGCCAGCCCCCUCCCCCUCCCCCCACUUCCCCGUCCCCGGACGGCCUCCCCAACGGCCCCCAGUCCCCGCAGCAGCCCAAGGAGCCCCUCAGCCAGCGCCUCAAUGACUUCAUGGGCACCAAACACAAAAUGCACUGCCUGCGGAGCCUGAAACGUGGGCUUUCUCUAAAGCUGGGAACAGGCCAGGAGGACUACAGUCAUCUGCCCCCUGAGCAGAGGAGGAAGAAACUACAAGCCAAGCUCAAUGACAUUAACAAGGAUAUCCAGAAAGAGAUGGAUCAGAGGGAUGCCCUGACUAAAAUGAAAGAUGUUUACAUAAAGAAUCCUCACUUGGGGGAUCCAGACAGUAUAGAUCCACGGUUAGAAGAAAUCACACAAGGCUUGGAAAAAUUGCAGCUUGAGGCACAUAAAUUUGAGGGCUGGUUGACGGAGGUGGAGAGGAAGUUACUUGAAAAGGGAUCCGAGUCUCAGAGAAGACAGAGCAGUCAUUUUGACUCGCAGGGCAACACGCCUCUUACAAACAACUACGGUCAAAACCGAGAGAGUCCGGAUGGCAGCUACACAGAAGACCCCAGCACAGAGACAACAAUGCAGUUCAAAUCUCGCAGUACUGAGUUCGAUGACGAAUUUGACGACGAGGAGCCUUUACCCACCAUUGGAACAUGCAAAGCACUUUAUCCAUUUGAAGGUCAGAACGAAGGUACCAUAUCGAUGGCCGAAAGUGAGAUGUUGUACGUAAUCGAGGAGGAUAAGGGUGACGGUUGGACACGUGUCCGCAGAAAUGAGGAUGAAGAAGGAUACGUGCCCACAUCCUACAUCAAACUCUUUUUGGACACGAAUGCCAAAGGUGCUAUGACAUACAUAUAAUCCCACAUCACUGAACACCCGGAAAGCGUCUUUAGUGAACGCUGUUAAACUGUACAUACAGUAGAACAUCAUGAAAAUGUUCUCAUUGAACAGAGGAAGCAGACAGCCUCGCACUUCCUGUUUUUACAAGUUCAAGAUGCCAUGUGUCAUUUCUCUGUUUUGGUCCUUAUUUACAUUUUUAAUUAUUGUUCCCUUAGACCUUAUCAGUGCUAAACAAGUUCUGCAUCCAUAAGGGUACAGUGAAUUAGGCAAUAAAGACAGCUGCUGUAUAAUUUUGAUAUAUCUGAUGGAAAUGGCUGCUUUACCAACAUAUCAUGUUCAUAUUUAGCAUUAUAGCUUGGCAUUAUGGUGGUUUUCUGCUAUAACCAAGAUAUGUAGAUACUCAUGUUCAUAUUUUUAAUGAUCUACAAGCAAUGAAAUGAUUAGAAAAUGUCAAAAGCAAAUAUUCUGAAACCUUCUGGCAAUAAAAAGUAAUUACUUACUAAUAUUUUGACCUUAAAGCUACAGAAUAAGUAGCAAUCCUGCAUUUUAACUAUAGUCAAAAUGGGUUUUUAAUUAUAAUACAUUUUUUAAGACGUCGAAAUGUCUGACUUGAGAGAAUCUUUUGCAUGAGAGAUGGAAUAGAAUAUUUUCUCAGGUACGUUUACUUUGGUGUACAUCCUUGUACCUCAAAAAAUCCUGAAUAUACAGGAUUUUUUUUUUCUUUCCCCGACGGCAAAUCACAUUCAAUUUCAAUGCAUAUCAUUAAAUGUGAAGAGCUUAAGUAAUUAAUGCAUGCAUCUGUGAGACUUCUGCUAGCUUUGCAUUUACUGCUGUAAAAAAAGAUCAACUUUACACGUAAAAAAAAAUGUACUCAUGAACCCAUAGUUAACGCGAUGCCUUUCAGUAUAGUGAGCGUUGAAGCAAUAAUUCAAAAGAUGCAUGUUAUUCGUACACUGACCAGCAUGGAAAACUAACAGUUAACAUGAAGUUAAAUAAAAAUUUUCCAGGCGGUCGUCGCAGUGUGUAUUAGAAGUGCUUACAGCAGGAAUACCGCUCUAUGUGCAUGCUGUAAAACCAGACAGGCUACUUAUUGCUGCUUAACAGAUUGAUCAUUUGUCCAUAGCUUUAUCAGCAGCUGUUAAAUAUGCUCAAUAGUGUCGCAAGCUAAAUAUAUGAAGAAUUUUGUAUGGUUUUAUACUGUCCCUGUCUUUAAUUCACACUUCAUAGUGGGACUGCGCUCUGAUGUUGAGCUUCCGUGGUUUACUGAACAUUUUUAACCCAUUGCUGUCUGUGAAUCAACGAUUGUACUGGAGUUCUUGUGCAACAUCUCUAAUAUGUCUUGUGUGAUUUUUUUUUUAUUUGUUUCUUUUUUGCUUUUUGUUUCUGUUCCUUUCUUUGCAGAUCCCUAAAAGUGUUUGGCUGGCACAGGAGUGGCAGGGCAAGCGUCCUUGCGUGAAACGUCCUCCUCUUGUAACUGUAGUCAGAGAGCUGGCAAAUGGGGGACUAACUGAAAGGAUAUUCCAUUUUUAACACAACCACUUUCACUGAACCCUCUCGUCUGCCAUAAGAACGCAAACUGAUCUUUUUCAUGACUAGCGUGCUGAUUAUUUGCAAAAGCUUGCUUCUCGUAUGGACCUAGAGUAUUUAGCCUUGUGCCGUAGCUGCUUGCCGUCAGACCCGAGCCUUUAGGUUUGUUUGCUGAGGCACAGAGUAAGUGCCGUGUACAUGUCUUGUUAUUGCCUGGCUUGCUUCAGAGCCAAGAGGAGUUUCUCAUGAAGACAUUAGACUUAAUGAAUAUUUGUCAGUGCAGACUGUUCAGUUAUGUGAAAACUAUAAAAAUGUGGGGGAUAAAUGGGACUCAUUUUAUACAUCAUAGGCUAGCAUUGUUUUUUUCAGUUAUUAUUGCAGUGUUUGCAAGGCGGCAGUGUAUUUAAAUCCUGCUUUUUUCCUUUCGUUUUCACAUAGAUUAGUUCAUAGACAUGUAAGAUUAAGCGUUUUCCUAUUGUGCAUUCCUAUAUGUAUUUCCUAUUUAAGGGUGUGUUCACACUUGUCAUCUUUGGUUCGAUUAAAACCAAAACAAAAUGAGCAGAUGGCAAACGUGGAGCAACGAUGAGGUAAAGUGCCUUUUAUGAGCUCCUUGUGAGUUUUCAGGUGGUGAAAAUACACACAACAAUGAGCGUGCUUAAUCCAGCAGACGGCAUUAAGUGUGGUCGAUUUAAAGCGGCGCUGACCAGACCGAUCAGUUAAUGGGUGCUUUUAUAUCAUACACCCGUAUCGCCGCUUUAAUUCGAACACGCCUUUUGUUUGGGGUGUUCGGUAAAUUCCGUCACGAAAUAUACGUAAUUCAACCCGACCAAUUCACCAGGUUGUGAACGUAUCACUACGCCUUUAGGUUCGGUAUCUUUAGGUUCGCUGUCAAAAAUGCCAAUGUAAACGCUAAGCGGACCAGGACCAAAUGUAUCAUUUUCCUUUUUGGUCCGGACCAAAUGAACCAAACCAACCGAACUAUAAGUGUGAACACACCUUUCAUGGAUGGACAUAUCAAAAAGCUUGUCUUUUUGCAAUUGGGUACACUAUACUAUUCAAAAGUUUGGGGUUAGUAAGAUUAAAAAAAAAAAAUAAUACUUUAUUCAGCAAGCAUUAAAUCAUGCUUUAAAUUGAUCAAUAGUAACAGUAAUGACAAAAUAAUAAUGUUAAAAAAAAAAGAAUUUUUCUUAAUAAAUGUUCUUUUGAACUUUAGGGAAUCCUGAAAAAUGUACCAUUGUUUUCACACAAAAACAAAAAAAAACAUAUUAAGCAGCAAAAGCAGCAUGUUUUCAACAUGUUUCUUAAGCAGCAAAUCUGCAUAUUAGAUUAUUUCUGAAGGAUCAUGUGACAUUGAAGACUGGAGUAAUGAUGCUGAAAAUAUAGCUUUGCCAUCAGAUGAAUAAAUUACAUUUUAAAAUAUACAAAAUAAAAAAAACUUAUUUUAAACUGUAAUAAUAUUUCACACUAAUUACUGUUUUUAAUCAAAUAAUGCAUAAUCCUUGGAGAGCAUAUGAGACUUAUUUCAAAAACAUUUAAAAAAUCUUACAAACCCCAACUGACGAUAGAAUGUUUUUAAAAUAAAAAAACAGACAGUGUAUAUCAUUGUAAUAUUUGCAUACUAAAUUAUUUCUUUUCAAGCUAUAAUUUUACCUUAACACUUUUGCUGCCUUGCAAGCACUGGUAUUUCCGUCAGGAAAUGCAAAUCUAGUUAUUAUUAUUAACUUGAUGAUGAAUGCAUAAUCAUCCCCUACAUUUUGUGUGAGGUGCUGUUGUAGAUGAAUAGUUCUCUAUGGCAGGUGAAGCGGUAAGCAUCUUUUCUGGUUCUCUUACUCUUUCCUCCCAGAGAAGAAAGAAGUGACACCUCACUCACUCACUCACUCAUUCACACUUUCCUCCUGCGAUGUGCACACACACGCCACAGCUGCUCCCUUCUUCCUCUCGCUCUCUUUCUCACCUCCUCUUCCGUUUCUCUCACUGUCACUGUCUCAAACUCGCUCUUUUUGCCUCUUUUCUCUCAGGCAUCUUUUCUCUUGACCUUUUUUCUGUAUCUGUCCUGUUUUGACAGGCUGAAAUUAGUGUUUCACAGAUUCAUUUAAUCACAUCUGAAUCAAUUAUUUCCAGAAACUGUUUUUCAGCUAAUUUGGUAAGUCUAAUCUUAUCCGGAUAACAUCAUUUACAAUAUAUUAUUUCACAAAUACCCUAACUAUCCCAUUGCACCCCUUGCUAGACCUUUGUUAUAAAUGUACAUUUUUAGACAGCUUUGUAGCUAAAUAGUGUGCAAGCUGAUUCAAAUUAGUAAUAGUUGAUACUUGCAAGAAAAACCAUUGAAGAAAAGAAAACGCCACUCAUUUUCACUGCCAACAAAAAUGAUGUAGAAUUUAUUUGGAAUGAAUUUGCACUUAGAAAUUUCUAGUAAAUAUCACAAUUAAUUACAAAGAAUUACCACAUAUGGGAAUUUUUUUUAAGUAGAAAGACUGAAAUAAUUGAUUUUUUACAGGUUGUCUUUGCUUUUAGACCAGAGCACCCAUGCAAAGGACAAACUUUUUUUUUGGGUGGUGUUUUUUUUUUUUUCUUAAGGAAAUAAGUAAAGGAUUAAAAUGGAUUUAAGGGAAAAGAACAAGAACAAAGACCUUUUUGUAAUUCAUUUGAACUAUUUUGAACUAAUUGCAUUUUAAAAUACAAAUAUUAGUGAAUGUGUGCAUAAUAUGUUGAAAACAAAAUGGCAAAAUAUUUCUCGUCUUGCCACGUUAAGCUAUGAAUUACAUGUUUCGUCCAAUAUUCAAACCAAAAACAGUGAAAUUUGAAAGUCAGAUAAUCCUGCUUCACAGGAUAUUACUGUUGCUUGUUUUGCAUUUCUAUCAUAAAACAUAAAACAGUCAAGAUAUGAAAUAUUUAGCUACUUUCACCCAUAAAACUGAAGCGUCACACUGUAAUUCUCAUUCAGUAUCUGUGAAAGUAAAGCCUGCCUGCUUUGAUUAGAUUUUUUCAUCCUAACAACAAACUGAGCAGCAUCACUAUCAUAUAUUGGAGAGACAGUUUGGCCAAUUCUAAUUAUUAUCAAUGUCUAUGGCGAUUAUGGUUCUGCUGAAACACAGACAAACAUGAAAAAGUAUCACUAUUAUACUCUAUGAAAUGUCGAUCAGCCAAUCAGAUUAGAGGACUGCAACCAACUGUUGCAUAAUCAUAUAAUUGGAUUCCAUCAAAAUCAGUUCAUGAAAUCCCAAAUGCCCUCUAUUAAUAAAUUUAACUUAAUUGGCAUUUAGAAAAGUAUCUGAAUAGCCUCUUUCUCUCUCUUUUCCUUUCAUUCCUCUCUCUCUCUCUCUCUCUCGCGGUGGAUGUGGAUGUGGCUGUGUAUGGUGUAGCUGUAGUGGUGCAGUCCAGUAGAUGUUGAUGGUGGUCCUCAGCUGGUGCUGUGUUUCGACGCAUGCAUGCUUGCCCUGUCUCUGUGUGUGUGCCAGUCUUAGGGGGUCCAAUUCUCUAUAAAGUUCAAGUCUUCAGUUUCUGACGUUUGAACUUAAGCUUUUUGAAUUGUGUUUGUGCCUGUUUAUUUUUUCUUCUCUACAUUUAUCUUCUUGAGUGUUUUAUUUCUUUUGGAAAAUAUAUGCAUGGUCUUGUGUCUACACAUCCCCCCUAAGUUAUUCUUUUGAAUUGUUUACACUGUUUUAGAUUCUUUUGUUGAGUCUCUCUGAAUGAUUGCUAUCCAGGGUCCAAGAUUAACAAUCACCAAGGCCACAUGCAAGUAAAAAAAAAACUGGCUUUGGUGAGUAAAGGUUACAUAAUAAAUGGGUUGAGUCUAUAAAACGUGCUGGUUAUUUAUUUGUGAUUCAAAGACAAAUAAAUGCUUGAAUAUGUAACCCUAUUACUAAGAUUUCUCUUUUCUUCUAGUACUAUGUGUUUUAUAUUUCUUGUACCAAAAUAUAAGAAACCAAAUCAACUGGUCUUUGUAGUUUUUACAGUGACCCGCCCUUUCUGUCGACAUAAUAUGAGAAAGAAAGAAAAAAACUGCUUAAUAAUUCCACUGUCAUAGGAAUGAAAAUGCAUUUUGAAUAAAAAUAUCACAAAAUAGAUUUUGUUAGCGCAUAAGAAAUUGCUGUUAAUUUUGGACCCUGUGAAUAUCAUUCUGAUUUCAUUUUUGAUGUUAAACACAAGUAUUUACCUCAUUCAGGAUAGAUUUGGGCUGCUGUUCAAUAAUACAUUCUGAACGUGACGAAUAUUGUCAUAUCCAUUCAUGAAGAAACACUACUGCAGAGCUGAGAUGUCUGUGUUUUUCUGUAUAUUGUGCUUUUGAACUUGCUGGAUCCUUUCCUUCGAAGACCUCAUAAACAUAAAACUGCCAAAUCAAGUGUGAAAGGCUUGUGACUUUUUUGCAAAUGCUAACCAGUAUAGUAGAGAUCGAGUUGAGUUUUAUUUCAGUUCAAUUCAAAUCAUUCAUAUUGUAAAAGUCAAAAUUGUAUGUCUGUCAAACUGGGCAGUUUUUAUGUAGAAGUUUAACAAAUUAAAGGUCAUUUUAAAAUGGU